AAAUGUAAACCUGGAUAGUGAACCGGCAUUUUCUAUUUCCUUUCUUCAAAACCUUGUGGUCUUGUUGAUUGAUAUUUCAGACUUAGUGGUAGAUUAUUCAACGUUCUGUGUAUUGUUCUGCACCGGUGAUAAUAACCCCACUUACUAGGAGCACUCCUUGCAGAACUGGACAUGGCGCACUUUGUGUACCCAACGGCCGCUCCCAUGGCUCAGUCUGCCCCUCCGGCACAAGCCUAUCCUUCGGCACAGAGUGCAUAUGUAGCUGCACCACCCCAGGCAGCUGCAUAUGCAGCGACGGCAGCUCCAUUGAGAGCCGGGCAGACGUACGAGGGCUAUUCUGCUGCAGCUGCUGCAUCUGCUGUCCACCCACCCACCCAGUAUGCGUAUUCAAGAGCACAGGUUGCUGUGACGCCUACUGUGACCUACGACCAGUCCAAGGCUUAUUAUCAGCCUGCUGCGGCGACAACAUACACAGCCGCCACAGACCCACAGUUUCAAGCAGUUGGCAUUUCAUUACCUCCAGGGAAGCCUGCAUUCAGCACAGGGGCUACGUUUGCUGGGGCCCAACGUCCCACGGCCGUAGCCCCUAAAGCACAGGCGAUACCCGUCUCAUCCACGGGUACCAGCUAUGUUUACUCCUCCACCACUCCGACAGUAACAACAUACUCCACUGCGGGCUACACCACAACGACAACCCCUCAAACAAGCAUUUCCAGUUAUGAUGCAGCAUUGUACUCUGCUGCCACCAGUUAUUACAGUCAGCAACAGCAAGGCAAGACAGGAGCUUCUUCCUGGAUGCUCAAGAAAGCUGGUACUGGGAAUCAGUUCAAGCCAAAGCCAAAAGGACCUCCCAAAGCUCCACAGCUUCAUUACUGUGAUGUCUGCAAGAUCAGCUGUGCUGGUCCUCAGACAUACCGUGAGCACUUGGAGGGACAGAAGCACAAGAAAAAAGAGGCGGCGUUGAAGACGACCCAACCCACAGGGAGACAACCUCACAAUCAAAUGAGGUGUGAGCUGUGCGACGUGACCUGCACUGGACAGGAUGCUUAUGCUGCUCACAUUCGAGGAGCUAAGCAUCAGAAGGUGGUUAAGCUGCACACUAAGCUUGGUAAGCCCAUUCCAUCUACGGAUCCUGUGGUGACUACUACUGCGAGUAAGCCGACCGUUGCCAAACCGGCGCCAGGGAAGUCAGUUGCUGUUCCAUCACCAACAGCAGCCAAAAGGGUUUUGGCUACACCCAAAAUUAACUUUGUUGGAGGGUCUCAGCUUAAGUCCACCGGUGCAAAGGCGGAAGAGGUUAAAGUGGGCGUUGCUACAGCAGCUGCUGCGACGACUACCUCUGUGGCGGUGACAGCAACAGACACUGCCACGCCCAUGUCUGAUGAUGAAGGUGAUGAUACUGGAAAUGCUGCAGCUGAGAAAGAUGUCACUCCAGUUGGUCAUGAGUAUAUUGAGGAAAUCAAGAAUGACAUUGGAAAGACAGUGAGCUUUAACUGUAAGCUUUGCGACUGUAAAUUUAACGACCCUAAUGCGAAGGAAAUGCACCUGAAAGGAAGGAGACACAGACUCCAAUACAAGAAAAAGGUUGACCCAAAUUUGCAAGUUGAGGUCAAGCCAAGCAUUCGAGUCCGCAAAUUGCAGGAGGAUAAAAUGCGUCGUCAGGCACAAAAGGAAGAGUACUGGAGGCGAAAGGAACAGCAAGAGCGUUUGCGAGAGGAAAUGAGAGUAGAGGAUGAGAUCUACUGGGGUCACCGCAGGCUAGAGAUGAUGGGUGGACCCAUCCCCCCAGAGUUCAUGGAAUGGCAACGGUUUGGCCCCAUGGGCCCCAUGAUGAGGCCGCCUUUCCCUAUGCACCCCAUGAUGCGAAGGCCUGAUUCUUCUGAUGACCGCCACGUCAUGACAAAACACCAUAGCAUUUAUCCUACUGAGGACGAGUUGCAAGCUGUACAGAACAUUGUCUCAGCAUGUGAAAAGUCUCUGAAACUGGUCUCUGACUUCCUGGCAGAAAGUGACACCAAGGACAAGAAGCCAGAAACAAAAGAUUCUCCUGCCAAAGCUGACACUAUAGCUGAUACCGAAUCCGAGAAGGAUGGCGAGAAGAAAGACGAAGGGACGUCUAGUCGUGUGCUGAAGGGAGUGAUGCGUGUUGGUGUGUUGGCCAAGGGACUUUUGCUGCAUGGGGACCUCAAUGUGAACCUGGUAGUGCUGUGCUCGGAGAAGCCCACUCGCACCAUGCUGGAGAGAGUGGCUGAUGCUUUGCCCAAACAACUGGCGACGGUGACAAGUGACCAGUAUGAAGUUCGCCGAUGUGUUGAGGAGGCUGCCAUCAUUGUGAGCAGUGACACGGAGCCAGCAACAAGUUGCACGGUCACUCUGACCUCUCCCAUUAUGCGGGAGGCCAAUCUGCCUGAUGGAGAGACGGUUAGCGUCAAAGACCCGCCGGAUGUCCUCGACAGGCAGAAAUGUCUUGAUGCUCUAGCUGCUCUGCGUCAUGCUAAGUGGUUCCAGGCUAGAGCAAACGGGCUGCCAUCUUGUGUGAUCAUCAUCAGGAUCUUGCGUGACCUGUGCCAGCGUGUCCCCACUUGGGCUCCUCUCAAUGAAUGGGCAAUGGAAUUACUGGUGGAGAAGUGCGUUAGCACAGGCGGGGCCAACAUGGCGCCGGGAGACUCUCUCAGGCGUGUCUUUGAGUGCAUCUCUUCUGGUAUUCUUCUGCCAGCAUGCCCUCCGACUCAUAGCAUUCCGCCAGAUCCAUAAAGUUAUGGGAAUGGACCCUCUACCAGCUCCAAGAUUUUCCGCCAAACGUUUCAACAAUCGCAAACGCCGACAUACCAGUAGCACGGGAGAGGAAGGUGCUGAAAAGAAAGACAGAAAGGAAAAAGAGGUUGAGGCAACUUCCUAAAGAAAGGUUUCAACAGUUCUGCUGCAUGACCUCCUGUGUUCAUUAUCUUUUUAGUAUUGAUGAUACAGUUUGUCUAGAAGGGGAUGGAGAGAGAAACAGUGCCCCAUGUGGAACUCCCUGUCAGGUUUUGGUAUGAUUCAUCAAGUGAAUCUCAUUGUUGAAGACUAGAUACUCGUCCUUUGCAGUUCAUUACGUCAGUGGAGGACACAUGGGGUUCUCUGUACAUAAAGGAUCUGUUACUUACUGUGUCAUACAUUCUGUUGUUUCCAUUUUUGAUACUAUACUACUUCAUGCUUCAUUGUUCCCUCGCCCCAGCACCCUUUGUGUUUGAGCCUGGGGGCUUUGCUUGCCUGUUUUUUGGAAUUUCUUUUGCAGAUGUAUGUUUCUCUUCUUAUUAAGUAUUAAGUGCAGUGACAUUGCUUUUACUUUAGGUCCUUUUGAAUGAAGGGCUAGUGUGUGUACAGUUAAUUUUCUAAGUGAUAAAGCACAUUGGUGGAUUCAAACAUGCCCUACUAGGUUGGCUAGUAUUGUUUUCCUAAUGUUAAUGAAGGUUUUAAGUGUCAAGAAAACUCUUGGAAGAUGAAUAUUCUUUUACAAAGAUUUGUUCCAUGGAUAGAGUCAUACAGUGAAAUGUAUUUAUCCGUAGAAGUUGUUUUCUGUUUUGUGGCAUGUAGGAGUGGUGGUCUGCUGUCAGUGUGCUCCAAGGUUGAAGCAAGUGGCUCCCAAUGGGAACAAGAAGGGUAGAUCAAACAGAAAAAACACAAGAUAAAAAGUUUUUCUCUAACAUUGUACAUGAUGUGAGUGUAGACAGUGGGCUAUGGGCUGGAAGAACAGAACUGAAAGAAGCCACUGAAACACAUGGUCAGGCAGAGGACAUACAAAUGUCUUUUUCUGAACCAUGAACAGAAGCACACCUCCGCAUGGGUUGUACUCACUUGAGUUGAUCUUCGGUUAAGUUGAUCUUUUUAUCGGGUCCUAGCACCUCUUCUUCUUUACAGUUCCCAAAGGUUGAGUUGAACUUUGGGUGAGUUUGUCUUUUUUCACUCCCCUAACGAUAUCAAACUCAUCCGUAUUCGACAGUCUGUGUGUGUGUGAACCAAACAUUAUCUUAAGCAUACGCAUGUUGGAGUCAUUUUGUGGUUUGUUCAGUCAUACUGACACUGCCUUGCCCUCUUCGCUUAUUGGGAGUGCCUAAACUAUGUCUCCCCAUUUAUGUUGAAAACAACUCAUGUCUAGAUAUUUUUUCAAAAGCCGGAGGAAUGACCAUACAGCUUUUUAAAUUGUAUAUAUGGAAUUUUGAAGGGUGGUAAAAACUUUUUAAAAGUUUUCAUUUCUACAUAUGUACUCUAAAGUGGAGUUCUGGUAACAGUUUAGUUUGUGUUUACUUCUGCCAUGUCGUAUCUUCUUGGAGAACCAUGGCUACUGUUGCUGCUUUUGCUGUUUUCAAGUCGAUUUAUGUGACAACAAAAAUUUCUGUCUGGUAUCAUUUGGUAUAUAUUGUGACCCAUUCCCAUAGACCUGUUGUGUAAAUAUUUUUUUUAAAUAUUAGAAAGCUCACAGGCUAGUUGCUUUUCAUAAUGUCUUCACUCGGCCUCUACAAAGGUUUGAUGUUGUUGAAUAAAAGUUCCAGUAACUAUA
Aplysia californica (California sea hare) is the source of this 4537-nucleotide messenger RNA. Its product is annotated as zinc finger RNA-binding protein. Gene Ontology annotation, molecular function: single-stranded RNA binding; zinc ion binding; double-stranded RNA binding. Gene Ontology annotation, cellular component: precatalytic spliceosome. NCBI's taxonomy places the organism in Eukaryota, Metazoa, Mollusca, Gastropoda, Aplysiida, Aplysiidae. The record is from RefSeq and is a predicted model, not a curated record.